AUGAACCCUGAAUACGACUACCUCUUCAAGCUCCUCCUCAUCGGAGAUUCCGGUGUGGGAAAGUCCUGCCUGUUGCUCCGAUUCGCCGAUGACACCUACACCGAGUCCUACAUUUCCACUAUCGGCGUCGACUUCAAGAUUCGCACUAUCGAGCUCGAUGGCAAGACCGUGAAGCUCCAGAUCUGGGAUACCGCCGGUCAAGAGCGUUUCCGCACCAUCACAUCGUCCUACUACCGCGGCGCCCACGGUAUUUGCGUUGUCUACGAUGUCACCGACAUGGACUCGUUCAACAACGUGAAGCAGUGGCUGCAGGAGAUCGACCGCUACGCCACAGAGGGUGUGAACAAGCUUCUCGUGGGUAACAAGAGCGAUAUGGCGGACAAGAAGGUGGUUGAGUACGCUGUGGCAAAGGAAUUCGCCGACAGCUUGGGCAUUCCCUUCCUCGAGACCUCUGCCAAGAACGCCAACAACGUCGAGCAGGCUUUCCUCACCAUGGCUCGUCAAAUCAAGGAGCGCAUGGGCAACACGACGGUCAACAACAAGCCCACCGUACAGGUUGGCCAGGGCUCCAAUGUGCAGUCCGGUAGCGCUGGCGGCUGCUGCUAA
Molecule: messenger RNA, 606 nt
Organism: Ramularia collo-cygni
Lineage: Eukaryota; Fungi; Ascomycota; Dothideomycetes; Mycosphaerellales; Mycosphaerellaceae
Product: secretion related GTPase SrgB/Ypt1
Exons: 4
Coding region: 1-606 (201 amino acids)
Molecular function (GO): GTPase activity; GTP binding
Source: RefSeq, a predicted model, not a curated record